CCCCGACUCCCCGGCGCGCUCGGCUCCUCCCCCAACACCCCCUCUCGAAUCUCGAUUCCCCCCCGACAUCGCCACCUCCGCCUGCCUGCUCCCGCUCCCCUCCCCGCCUCCUCCUCCUCCUACCCCCACUCGCCGCGAGCCGCCCUAGGGUUCCCCCCCGCGCGCGGGCCGGCGGGCGGGCGGCACGGGACGGGAUGGAGGGGUGGGCCACCGCGGCGGCGUACACGGCCGCGGCGCUGGCCUCCGCGGCGGCGGCGACGGUGGUGGCGCUGCGCCUCGUGCACCGGCACCUCCUCCACUACGCCGAGCCCACGCACCAGCGCUUCAUCGUCCGCAUCAUCCUCAUGGUCCCGGUGUAUGCGGUGAUGUCAUUUCUUUCUCUUGUCUUACCGCAUAAGGCAAUCUACUUCAAUUCUAUUCGAGAAAUCUAUGAUGCUUGGGUCAUCUACAAUUUCUUUUCACUUUGCCUGGCGUGGGUAGGAGGUCCUGGCACUGUGGUGGUAAGUUUGAAUGGCCAGUCUCUGAAACCCUCAUGGUUUCUGAUGACUUGCUGUUUACCAGCUAUUCCUCUGGAUGGGCGUUUUAUAAGGAGAUGCAAACAAGGGUGUCUUCAGUUUGUGAUCCUGAAACCAAUCUUGGUUGUUAUCACAUUCAUACUUUACGCAAAAGGAAAAUAUGAAGAUGGAAACUUCAGUGUCAACCAGUCUUAUCUAUACAUAACUAUCAUCUAUACAAUCUCAUACUCUAUGGCACUUUUUGCUCUUGCACUAUUCUAUGCGGCAUGCAGAGAUCUACUUCAGCCAUAUAACCCUGUCCCAAAGUUCAUCAUAAUCAAAUCAGUCGUGUUUCUCACGUAUUGGCAGGGUGUGCUGGUUUUCCUUGCUGCAAAAUCUGGAUUCAUAAAAAACGCUGAGGAAGCUGCUUAUCUCCAGAACUUUGUGCUAUGUGUUGAGAUGCUCAUAGCAGCAAUUGGGCAUCGAUUUGCAUUCUCUUAUAAGGAAUACGCUGGCUCCAAUGCCCGUCCUUUUGGUGGUUUCAGGGGAAGCCUUCUUCAUGCUAUGAAAUUCAACGACUUCUAUCAUGACACUGUGCACCAGUUUGCACCUACGUAUCAUGAAUAUGUGCUCUACAGUAACGAAGAGGAGGAUGAACCGACAAAAUACAGCCCUAGCACAAUCGUGCCAACUGGACAGCACAUAGUAGAGCUGGCGGAAGUCACUGUUGUGAGCUCAAAAGCGCCAGCAAUGUCAAGCUUACUUCUGAAUGAGGCAGAUCAGGCAGAAACAUCACCCACUCAAAGCAUGGAAAUCAAAACUGCUACUUCCACAGAACCAUACGAGCUUUCAAACUUCCUCAGUGUAGACUUAUCUGAUUACCCUGCUGAGGUCCCUGCGAUUCCUGAUGUAAGAGAACAAUGACCCGGUGCUGUAUAUUUGGGGUGUAAAUGGGCAGUAGCGCUGUUGAGCUGAUCCUAGAUUACGUUGUACAUAGAAAUGUCGUUUGUUGGUUCUGUUUCAUUGUUCGCCCAUUUAAGGGCAUCUUCACUUUUUUUUCGGGGUGGGUUAAAAGAUCAAUGUCAACGGAAUAUGUGAUGUCAGUAUGAGGCAGGAGUGUAAGCAACAUGUCUCAGAUUUGCCAUUGCUGAUGAGGUGGGUGUCUAUUGAACGCGGUUUCUGUACUGAUCUUAUAAAUGUUCACGUGUAUAGUUUGCAAGAUUGCACUGA
This is a messenger RNA of Panicum hallii, 1724 nucleotides long. Its product is annotated as transmembrane protein 184A-like. Gene Ontology annotation, molecular function: transporter activity. The transcript is spliced from 6 exons. Bases 195 to 1418 code for a protein of 407 amino acids. Lineage: Eukaryota; Viridiplantae; Streptophyta; Magnoliopsida; Poales; Poaceae. Gene Ontology annotation, biological process: transport. The record is from RefSeq and is a predicted model, not a curated record.